AUGACCCUGCAGCCUCAUCCCUACACUAAUCAGCCUGCAGAAACAACUAUGCAAAUCCACUCUGAAGAUGUUGAACAUGAUGAUGUUUAUGAUGCAAUGCGAAGAGCCUUGCAGGAUGGGACUGCCUUUGAUGAGUCCAAGUAUUCCAGUGAUCCUUUUAGUAAUGAAGAUGAAGAUGUGGUAGGAGAUGGAUAUGCAGAUAAAGCUAAUGCCAUAGACUCAUCUGGUGAUCAUUACCAGGUUGCUGUUGUCCUCACUACACCACACAACGUGGACUAUACACAAGAGAUCAUGAACAAGGUUACUACUUCUGAUGAUGUGCAAGUCACUAGGGGAGGCAAGGCAACGGUUUCCCGCCUUGUGGAUUAUUCAGACUCUGACAGCGAUUAG
Molecule: messenger RNA, 390 nt
Organism: Oryza sativa Japonica Group (Japanese rice)
Lineage: Eukaryota; Viridiplantae; Streptophyta; Magnoliopsida; Poales; Poaceae
Product: two-component response regulator ORR28
Source: RefSeq, a predicted model, not a curated record